AUGUACUCCGACGACGGGGAGCGCGAGGGCCAGCAGCCCUCGGGUAACAAGCCCGGCAAGGUGCCUCGGCGGACGCCCAUGGCGUGCCAGUUCUGCAGGGGACGGAAGCUCAAAUGCGAUGGCCGCACGAUGUGCGCCAACUGCCACCGCCGUGGGCUCCAGUGCGUCUACAUGCCUGUGUAA
This is a messenger RNA of Trametes versicolor FP-101664 SS1, 183 nucleotides long. RefSeq lists its product as uncharacterized. Lineage: Eukaryota; Fungi; Basidiomycota; Agaricomycetes; Polyporales; Polyporaceae. The transcript is spliced from 2 exons. Gene Ontology annotation, cellular component: nucleus. The coding region runs from base 1 to 183 and encodes 60 amino acids. Gene Ontology annotation, molecular function: zinc ion binding; DNA-binding transcription factor activity, RNA polymerase II-specific. The record is from RefSeq and is a predicted model, not a curated record. Gene Ontology annotation, biological process: regulation of DNA-templated transcription.